Molecule: messenger RNA, 4034 nt
Organism: Cygnus atratus (black swan)
Lineage: Eukaryota; Metazoa; Chordata; Aves; Anseriformes; Anatidae
Gene: MCM10
Product: minichromosome maintenance 10 replication initiation factor
Exons: 20
Coding region: 126-2735 (869 amino acids)
Biological process (GO): DNA replication; DNA replication initiation
Cellular component (GO): nucleus; replication fork protection complex
Molecular function (GO): single-stranded DNA binding; DNA replication origin binding
Source: RefSeq, a predicted model, not a curated record
GGGGCGGGGGGCCGUUUGGAGUUUUGGCGCGCGGCGGCGAGCGCGUGGCCGGCGCGUCGAUGUUGUUCUCCUGUGACAGAGGACGUUUUACCUCAAGGGGCUCUUGAAGAGAUCCUGGUGAAAUCAUGGAAGCUGACAAUGACUUGGACCUGCUGGCCUCCCUCCUGGAAGAAAGUGAGGAAGCUGAGGAGGGGAAUUCUCCUGAGGAGGAAGGUGUCCCAAAGGAUGAGGGGGGAGAACCAGACGAAUACGAUGAGCUCUUUGAUGCAGAAGAUGAUGCAUCCUACACUGAGGAGGUCAGCGCUGAGGAUAGCAUCAUUGGUGAGCAGAAGGAGAACCUGGCUGCACUGUUUGGAGACGUGGAUGACCUGCUGGAAGAAGAGGAGGCAGAAGAAACUGUUUCCACUUCAGCUCCCAGUCAGGAAAAAGAGAAGACCAAUGAAGAAUUGCAAGCUGAGCUGAGAAAAUUGCAAGAACAGAUGAAGAUGUUACAGGAGCAGUUGCAGAAGACAGCUAUUGGGCAGCAAUCCAGUUCAGGCCCUGAGAAGAAAACCCCUGGUAAAUCUCCCUGUCCACCCUUGAAGGAAAGGAAAGUUCAGAAGCUGCAAGAGUCACCGUGUUUCUCAGCUCAGCUGGGCAAUCCCUUACUGACAGCCAAGCAAGGAAUCCAGAAAUCAAAAGCCUCCUCAGCAGAGACCAAGACUCCUCCUCCGCGACAAGUCCUCAGUCUGGCAUUCCAGCCUCUCAAGUCUGCCCCGGGGAACACACCCAAUAAGGUGACCAGAGAGAAGACUCAUCAGACGCCUACGUGCUCCAGUACAACAUCUCAGCCGGUGUCUGUGGAAACCUUCUCGGGACUGAGAUUAAGAAAACCCCGGGUUUCAUCAGCUGAAAUGGACAGAAAAAUGGCUAACCGAAAGCUGAUCCGACUGUCCCAGCUGAAAAGCAAACUUGCUACAGAAAACUUGGAGGAAACAGACUGGGUGACAUUUGGAGUUAUAAUAAAGAAGGUCACUCCUCAGAGCGCAAAUAAUGGCAGAACCUUCAGUAUCUGGCGGCUGAACGACCUGCGGGAUCUCAAUCAAUCCGUCUCACUCUUCUUGUUUGGUGACGUCCAUAAGGAGCACUGGAAGACAGACCAAGGCACAGUCAUUGGGCUGCUCAACGCUAAUCCUAUGAAACCUAAAGAAGGCUCGGACGAGGUGUGUCUGUCUGUUGACCAUCCCCAGAAGAUCCUGCUCAUGGGUGAAGCUCUGGACCUGGGUACCUGCAAAGCCAGGAAGAAGAAUGGUGGUUCCUGCACACAGAUAGUGAACCUGAAUGACUGUGAGUAUUGUCAGUACCACGUACAAUCCCAGUACAAGAAGCUCAGCUCGAAGCGGGCAGAUCUGCAGUCUACCUUCUCUGGGGGCCGCAUUCCCAAAAAAGUUGCUCGGAAAAAUCCCGGUUUGAAGGAGAGGCUGUGCCAGGAUGGAUUUUACUAUGGAGGAGUCUCUUCAACAGCAUACGCAGCCUCAGUUGCAGCAGCUGCAGCGCCGAAAAGGAAGGUUCAAACCACUCUCUCCAAUCUGGUCGUGAGAGGAGUUGAUGCAAUUGUCCAGGAAACCAAGCAGAAAAUUGGUGCAGCAAAGAGGCCCAUGCCAUGCUCUGAGGAGUUCAAAGAACUGCUGGCACAGCCAACCUUUGGAGCACGAAACCUCUGCAAGCACUGGACCAAAGCAGAUGCUGAAAAUAAGCAAGGGGGCAAUUUCCAGUCUCUCUCUGCAUCAGCACUGCUCAAGCAACAGAAACAGAAAUUGCUGGAGGCCAGAAAAAAGCGAUCUGAGGAGAUUCAGAGGAGGUUUCUCCAGAACACAAGUAAAGCUGACAGCCCGGCUCUCCCAUCCUCCUCCGGGCAGUCCUCACACCUUUCCCCAACACCUGGGGCAGAGUUUCCCAAAGCUGCAAAAAUGUCAACUCCUCAAAGGCCGAGGCUCGGCACAGGCUUCUCAGAAGGAGAAGAUAUCCUCUUCUUUGAUGGGCCUCCACCUCCAACACCAAAACUAGGCAGCUUGGCAGAAGCCAAAAAGCUGGCUGCAAUACACCGACUACGAGCAAAAGGCCAGGUUCUUGCUAAAACUGAUCCAAACAGUGUCAAGCGGAAGAGAGCUGAUCUUGAUGAUGUCCUAGAAAUUGUUGAAAGAGUUGAGAAAAACGUUGCUCAGUCACAGAACACAGACACAAAGAAUGAUGUGGAUGAACUGGAGCCUGCCCAGAAGAAGCGACGUGAGCAGCUGGCCUAUCUGCAGUCAGAAGAGUUCCAGAAAAUCCUGAAUGCCAAGUCAAAGCACACGGGUGUCUUGAAAGAGGCUGAGGCUGAGCUGCAGGAACAAUACUUUCAGCCCCUGGUGAAAAAGGAAGAAAUGGAAGAGAAGAUGAGGAACAUUAAAGAAGUGAAAUGUCGGGUUGUGACAUGCAAAACAUGUAAUUACACCUAUUUCAAGCCUCUGGAGACGUGCGUGCAGGAUAGCCACGACUACCACUGGCAUGAUGGCAUCAAGCGAUUUUUCAAAUGUCCUUGUGGCAACCGAGCCAUUUCCCUUGACAGGCUCCCCAAAAAACCCUGCAGCACCUGCGGCCUCUUCAAGUGGGAGCGAGAUGGGAUGUUAAAGGAGAAAAAAGGUCCGAAGAUUGGUGGAGAAACACUUUUACCGAGAGGGGAAGAGCAACCAAAAUUCCUCAAUAGUCUUAAGUGACCUGGAGUUGGUGUUUUCAUAACAUAAGGAUGAAUUUCUAUGUCUAACCCGCACAUUACUGGAAUGCCAGGAGGAGUCUGGCUUGAUGAAUCUACAAGGAAAUCAAUUCCUCGUGAGAAGGACAUCCACAAAGUCUCCUCUUGACCGCUGCAUGGGCAUUCAGCGUUGAUCUUUUUAAAACUGCCUGACAAAGGCUGCGUAUGAAAUACCCGUUCAUGUCUGUACUUUCUUAGUAACGGGUGGUUUACAAGAUUUAGCCUAGAAAAGAGACAGGUACUGUGGAGUUUGUACCAAGAAAUCCCUAGGGACCCCACAAUUUAUGUUAAAUGACCAGUGUAGGAUGACCCCACCAGAAUUUUAAGGGACAAAUCAUCAUGAAGUGGGAGAACUGUUGAUUCUGUAUGCACUUGUGAAGUUAAUAUUGUGGUGCUUAAUGUCAGCCUCGUGCCUUUUCAGUUGUUGGCUGAAAAGGGGUCUGAGAGGCUUGUAACCACACAGCAAUCUUCAUUGGCUCCAAAAUUAUUCGCUUGGAACCCUUAAGAACAGAUUUCAAGUGGUUCCUGAGUCGUCUCCUUGGCUUAUGACUUCAGAAAACUUCUGUGCCCCCCAGGUGUCUGCAGCGCAGGCUAACCAGAGCUCUUAACAAAAGCCUUUCCCUUUUCCCACAGCCCGUGCUGGAUUCCCAGCACCACCCGCACUACAACACUUCUACAGCUGCGAACCUGCUGCUCCCACCUUGGAAAAGGCAUUUUAAUGAGUCUGGCACUCUUGUGAGUGUUCUUAAAGAGCUGAGUGAUUCUGUUGCACAGCUUUUCCCCUUUUUCUGGCAUUUUAAAUCUUCCUGAAAACCUUCCCGUUCAUUGUCUUGUGGACCUUGGAUGCUGGCACAGCUGCCUGGGGGACAGGAGAUGUCUCAGACCAAGCAGGAGUGAUCCCAGUAGGAUCACAGGGGGGUUUUAAGUACCUAAAACCACCGGCAUCUCUGUGUUUUGGUGAAACCGCCACAUUUUUAUGUCGCAGUGGCCUCAUCGAUGGCUCUUGUUUGCUUGCACAGGGGCUGGAAGGAAGAUGUUGCUUCAUUUGAAGCAUCUGGGCAGGUUCACCUGCGUACUGUAGCCCUCUUCUCCAGGUGGUGCUUCUGCUGGGCAGCUUUGCUUGGCACGUUACCUUCAUUUCAGUCUCGUUUUGGUACUUUUGGGGCAGGAGGUGCCACUGGUUGGUGACUCUAAAUACGGAGCUGUGACAUUGCUUGGAAAUGCCCCUUGUUGCCUGAUCCAGAAUAAACGCUGCGUAAUCGAG